Molecule: messenger RNA, 675 nt
Organism: Pocillopora verrucosa
Lineage: Eukaryota; Metazoa; Cnidaria; Anthozoa; Scleractinia; Pocilloporidae
Source: RefSeq, a predicted model, not a curated record
AUGGUGGAAUGUGCAGGAAUAUUGCUAAUGAGUACAAGUGCACCUGUUGCGAUGGAUGCACCGGCAGCCAUGGUGAUCGAGGGAGGUGGACGGCUUUUUAAUACUAAGCGGACCGUAGGACCCCAAGCUUAUAGAAUAAAAUAUUUGAAGGUGAAUCCUGAUAGUCGGCUAUUAUGUGAAGAAUCACCAAAAGGCCCAAUUCCCCUAGGUAUGGAAAGUGGAGUUAUUACUGACUCGCAGAUCAGUGCAUCGUCCGUGCACAGUAAUAAACAUGUCCCACAAAAUGCUAGGUUACAUUUCAAGGGGGCCAAAGCUCCGUUGGCGUUUGUACCUGCUGGCUGGCGAGCUGGUGUGCGAAACACCAACCAGUGGCUGCAAGUGGAUCUUCAGCAAACCACUAGGGUAAUAGGCAUAGCGACGCAGGGGAGACAUGAUUGGGAUCAGUGGAUUACUAAAUACAAGCUACAAUAUAGCGAUGAUGGACAAACUUACAGUGUCUACCGGCGAAACGGUGACACAUCAGACACGGUUUUUCCAGGAAACACUGACAGGGACACAGUUGUGUAUCACGAUAUUAACCCGGUCAUUGAUGCUCGCUUCGUUCGAGUUCUUCCGAUGGAUUGGUUUGGCGCCAUCGGAAUGAGAAUGGAGCUUUACUCUUGUCAAAACGAAUAA